Messenger RNA from Brassicogethes aeneus, 584 nucleotides. NCBI's taxonomy places the organism in Eukaryota, Metazoa, Arthropoda, Insecta, Coleoptera, Nitidulidae. The record is from the annotation of a GenBank genome assembly.
GGUUGGCAACACUUUUGUAGAACUGUUAACAUCAAAUCGAUUAACAAUAAGAAAUUUGGGGUAAAAAAUUAGAUUGCAAGCAAAAAACAGUUAAAACGAUGGCAAGUGCGAUGGACGUGGACGUUGAUGAAGUUGAAAUGCCCACCAGCAGCUCAAAAGGCGAAAAAAAGCGUUUUGAAGUCAAAAAGUGGAAUGCCGUUGCUUUAUGGGCUUGGGACAUUGUUGUGGAUAAUUGCGCUAUUUGCCGCAAUCAUAUAAUGGAUUUGUGUAUAGAAUGUCAGGCAAAUCAGGCCUCUGCCACUUCAGAGGAAUGCACUGUAGCUUGGGGCGUUUGUAAUCACGCCUUUCAUUUUCACUGUAUUUCAAGAUGGUUAAAGACUCGGCAAGUUUGCCCGUUGGAUAAUAGAGAAUGGGAAUUUCAGAAGUAUGGGCAUUAAUUUACUAUUAGAAGCAAUUUUUGUUGUCCAACCCAUUUUUGUGUAAUUUCAUAACAAUAAACUUAUUAUAAAAUGUUUAUACUUCUAAUUGUUUUUUUGGUAAGGUUUUCAAUAAAAAUUAAUAUUUAUUAUUUGAUAUAAAUUUUA